Cordyceps militaris CM01 is the source of this 1368-nucleotide messenger RNA. RefSeq names its product LysM domain-containing protein. The coding region runs from base 1 to 1368 and encodes 455 amino acids. The record is from RefSeq and is a predicted model, not a curated record. Lineage: Eukaryota; Fungi; Ascomycota; Sordariomycetes; Hypocreales; Cordycipitaceae. The transcript has 4 exons.
AUGAAGCUGCUCGGAAUACGUGUCGCGCUCCUCGGGCUUUUCCAGGCGCACAUUGCUUCUGCCAUUCAUCUCUGGGAGGCGCCAGGCUCUAUUCCCAACUCGGUUCCUGCCAGAUGCCGCGCGCAGCUGGCCAGGAACAUUGACUGCGCUCAGAAUCUCACGACGCCGCGGGACGUGCUCAACGGCGGCGCCCUCUCGCCCCAGCUUGCCCAAGCAUACUGCACAUCGGGAUGCCGCGAUUCUCUCCUUGACUUCCAGAAAAACGUACAGGAUGGCUGCGGCGAUGUCUUGUAUAACUUUUACGACGACGGCGGCUUCAAGCAGUCUGGAUCUGUGCUCGCUGCUGGGUUUAUCUGGGCGUACCAGGCCACUUGCAUCAAAGACUCUUCUGGGUUCUGUCUGCAAGAUCUCAACAAUGGUACAAAAGAUCUAUGCUCUGACUGCGCGCUCAAGUACGGUGCCGUCAUGGCCAGCUCCGAUUGGGGCAAUGACAAGAUGAAUCCUGCUCAGUUUUCUUCUCUUCUUAAAUACUGCAGCGCCGAUCCGUCGAGCUAUCCAUACUCGCAUGCAACGCUGCCAAUCGGUACAGUAACACCAUCAAGCACCGUGUCCGUCCCUACUGUGAUGCCUACUUGCACCGGGGCUUUGUAUACAGCAAAGAACGGGGAUACUUGUCAGUCGAUUUCAAAAGACAAGAAAAUGUCGACGGAUGGGCUGAUCAACAUCAACCAUCUCGACUACAAUUGCACUAUGCUCACGGCAGGUCAGACCCUGUGCAUUCAGGGCAUCUGCAAGACUUACACCGUCGCCCAAAACGAUACAUGCGAUUCAAUUGUCAAGGGUCAGAUCUUUUCGACCGUUCAGCUGUUUUCUUGGAACCCAACAAGCCCCCUGUUUUCAUCCUGGGUCCCCGCCACGCCCGUCAGCUCCUACAGCGCGACGACGACGACGUGGUACUCGGCCACGUUCCAGCCCAACCGGACGGUGCCGACAUCGACCAUGACGUUCAACGCCACGUCCGACUCCCUGGUGGCCGAGAUUACAAAGUACUGCUGGAUCACCGACGAGAUGUGGGACUCUGGCUUCAACGAGGACGACUUUCCCCCCGGCUGCCAGGCGCUCUUCAGCACCUACUGCUUCCCGGCCUCGGCCGACGCCCCGGUGCCCACGUCGCCGGCGCACAUCCCCCAGGUCUGCGUGCCGACCGUCGACACCUACACGCCGCCGCCGCCGCCCGUGCCGACGCCGACGCCGAUCCAGCCGGGCGGCAUGGUCGAUCACUGCCGCAAGUUUUACCGUGUCGAAAAGGGCGACUUUUGCCAAAAGAUUGCCGACGCGCAAAACAUCACGCUGGACAAUGCAAGUUGA